This is a messenger RNA of Cuscuta campestris, 2035 nucleotides long. NCBI's taxonomy places the organism in Eukaryota, Viridiplantae, Streptophyta, Magnoliopsida, Solanales, Convolvulaceae. The record is from the annotation of a GenBank genome assembly.
AGACACACAUGUAGCUGCCGGCUGGUGGCUGCUUGCUGCUUCUUCUUCUCCACUCCGCUCCGUUCCUCCCCUAUCGGAUCUCACUUUCACCUCACCACACCACACCAGGAAUAUGAAUUUGUUAUGAGGGAUCGUUACAGAGAGUGGGGGUAAUUCCACCAUUUCCCUGAAUGAAUCGAUAAAUCAUGUUCAGGAUCAUCAAAAGAGGGAAGAAGAGUUCUUCCAAAUCGGAGGCUGCCGAGAUUCCAAUACCUACCUCCGGCGCAUCUCCCGAUGUGAUUUGCAAUCAUGCUUCGCGGAUUGCCGCGGAUUCGACGGCGGCCGCCUCGGGAUCGGCGGACCAGCCGUCUCAGCUCGUGGUGCGUUUGGCCAACGCGCCUCCCAACCCUAGCGCUGAAAUUCUGCCGAUGUUGAAGGAGGUCCCACCCUCCCAGCGCCACUCCCUCUUCAUCCGCAAGCUUCAAAUCUGCUGUAUGCAAUUCAAUUUCACGGACACCAUGAAAUCCGCCCGUGAAAAGGAGAUCAAGCGCCAAACCCUAUCCGAGCUCAUUGAUUUACUCCAUACAGGAUCUAUCAAGAUGAAUGAACUGAUGCAGGAGGAUCUGGUUUGGAUGAUAUCAGCUAAUAUUUUUCGCUGUUUCCCCCCUGCACCCCACCAUGGUGCUGGGGGCGAGGGUGGGGGCGGAGACCCCGAGGAGGAUGACAUGUUCUUAGAACCGUCAUGGCCUCAUUUGCAACUCGUGUACGAACUUCUCCUUAGAUACGUGUUGUCCACCGACAUUGACACCAAGAUUGCCAAGCGAUAUCUCGACCACACGUUUCUUCUUAAGCUGAUUGACUUGUUUGAUUCAGAAGAUGCAAGGGAAAGGGAUUAUUUGAAGACCAUUCUUCACCGUAUAUACGGCAAGUUUAUGGUUCAUCGCCCGUUUAUAAGGAAGGCAAUAAACAACAUUUUCUACAAGUUUAUCUUCGAAACGGAGAGGCAUAAUGGGAUUGGUGAGUUGUUGGAGAUUCUUGGGAGUAUAAUAAACGGGUUUGCAGUGCCAAUGAAAGAAGAGCACAAGCUGUUCCUCGUCCGAGCUCUAGUUCCACUUCACAAGGCUAAAUGCAUGUCUGAGUAUCAUCACCAGUUGGCAUACUGCACUGUACAGUAUGUUGAGAAAGAUUAUAGAUUGGCUGAUGUGGUGAUUAGGGGUCUGCUUAAGUACUGGCCGGUUACUAAUUGCGGGAAGGAGGUUCUCUUUAUUGGUGAGCUUGAAGAAGUUCUGGAAGCUACACAGCCUGCUGAGUUUCAUCGUUGUAUGGUUCCUCUUUUCAAACAAAUUGGAAGAAGCCUCAAUAGCUCCCAUUUCCAGGUUGCAGAGAGGGCUCUGUUCUUAUGGAACAAUGAGCAUAUAGUAGAACUGAUUGCGCUGAACCGGCAUGCCAUUUUGCCAAUCAUUUUUCAAGCACUGGAGAGGAAUGUCAAGUCUCACUGGAACCAAGCAGUCCACGGGCUGACCUCCAACGUCCGGAAAAUGUUCCUUGAGAUGGAUGCUGAGCUUUUCGAGGAGUGUCAGCGAGACUAUGAUGAAAAAGAAGCCAUUGCCGGAGACUUGUUAGAGAAGCGCGAACAAACAUGGAAAAGACUAGAAGACGCCGCUAUGCAGGCUGCCGGGGGAUAAUAAUUACAAUAAAAACAAAAUCUUGGGGUUUUUUAAAAAAAUUAAAAUUAUUUAUCUUGAUUUUUUUUCCUUUUAUUUGUGUGUGGUUUGAGCUGUGCAGAAGGGGAUAGAUAGAUAGAGAGAGAUCAAGCUUUUCUCUUCUGCUUUCUUGCUACUAGCUACUACUACUACAGUGAGGAGGCCAAAGGUAUGGGAUAUUGUUUUUAUCAACCAGUCUUUUGACCAAUUCCUUCUGAUUUUCUUCUUCAUUUUGUCAUUUAGAUGCACCACUCAUUCUUUUGACAUUUUGGACAAAACAAAAUAAUAUAGUGUGAUUGACCCCUACCCCCUUAAUACCUCUCAGAAUAGGAAAAUGAACUGUAGAUUGAUUG